This is a messenger RNA of Xyrauchen texanus (razorback sucker), 1239 nucleotides long. Its product is annotated as suppressor of cytokine signaling 1-like. Gene Ontology annotation, molecular function: 1-phosphatidylinositol-3-kinase regulator activity. Gene Ontology annotation, cellular component: phosphatidylinositol 3-kinase complex. The coding region runs from base 355 to 972 and encodes 205 amino acids. Gene Ontology annotation, biological process: phosphatidylinositol phosphate biosynthetic process; intracellular signal transduction. Lineage: Eukaryota; Metazoa; Chordata; Actinopteri; Cypriniformes; Catostomidae. The record is from RefSeq and is a predicted model, not a curated record. The transcript has 2 exons.
AUCUCUGAUUAAUUUCACAGAAAGCCUGAAAGUGAAAGGGUUCCGGGGAAAUGGGCGGGGCUAUUGCCUCAUUUUAAAAGCGACUGUCAGUUCAUUCUGUCAGUAAAACUCACAGACGCAAGAGCGAAGGGCUAAUGUCGAACGCUCAGGAAAUCUCUGUUGAGACAUAACGGUGGAAUAAAUCAAUGGGAGUUCACAAACACUUGAUUUUGGAAGCGGCGGCAAGAGUUGGUCAAAGACAAAGUUGUACUGACAACUAUUGGAGUUUACAUUUGCUAAGACAAAUGAGCCUCAUCUAGAUGACAUUCAUGUGGUACGGUAUGGAAGACCACAUUGGCUGGUCUUUCCUGUAGGAUGGUGGCGCACAGUUCAGUGGAAGGGAACCCAGGCACAGAAGAUCCCACAGCAAGCACAGAGCCUUCUCUAGAAGUUUCCCAAUCCCAGAGGUGUCGGCCCAGACAGCAGGAAGCUGGCUCUAGGACUGUAUUCCAGACACACUUCAGGCCCUUCAACUUUGAGAGAGACUUCAAGACCAUCAACAAGACCACUUCUAUGCUGGAAGAGAGUGGCUUCUACUGGGGUCCUAUUACUGUGGAGGAAGCACAUCAGAAGCUGAAAAAAGAGCCAGUUGGAACUUUCCUUAUCCGGGACAGUCGUCAAGUUGAUGUGUUUUUUACACUGAGUUACAAAGCCCAAACUGGUCCAGUGAGUGUACGGAUUAACUUCAAGAAUUCCAAAUUCAGUUUGACGGGCAGCAAGGAGUCUUUUGACUCUCUUUUCAAACUUCUGGAAUAUUAUAUUAGUUCCCCUAAGAAGGGUCUAGUCAGGCCCUACAGGAAAGAACCAGUGCAGUCUCUGCAGCAGCUGUGCCGCAGACGGAUUUUCGAGACAUGCAGCGGAAAAGACAUCGACCGCAUCCCUGUGCACCCAAUCCUCAAAGACUUCCUUCAUGCCUUCCCUUAUCCGCUAUGAAGACUAGACUUGUUGCAUUAAAGCGCUGCUGGAAUAUUCUGGAGAUACUUGAGAGACUCCUCAUGGUCCCGAUCUGUUUUAAGAUGCGGGCAUCUGAUUGUAGCACAUUAUGGAAUAUGAGACUUGAACACUUCACAAUGAAAGUUUACAUUGUCUGUGAAUUUUUACACUAUACAGGAAAACUGUUUUCCUUUCAACAUAUUUCUGCUAUGCAGAGAGAAAUAUUUCAACAGAGUAAUUAUUUUUAUAACAAUAAUAAAUAUAUUU